AUGACUGAUUAUGAUUAUGAAUGUAGUGUUCUGAUAAAGCAUGGUGGCGAAACUCGCUUACAACUUAAUGAUGAAAGCUGGGACGGUCGUUUGGCACAUAGCAUUUCGAAUGAGAUCAAAUCGUCAUAUGUUCAUAUUCUUUGCACCUAUCACAAAAGUGAAAUUUUGGUAGUUAUCGCCUGGAAAUUGCUUGUGAUUUUCUCUGAAGAAGAAGCAACAACUGGUGAAACCAGCCAAACAGAAACGGUGAAAUACUAUUAA
This is a messenger RNA of Dracunculus medinensis (Guinea worm), 261 nucleotides long. The record is from the annotation of a GenBank genome assembly. NCBI's taxonomy places the organism in Eukaryota, Metazoa, Nematoda, Chromadorea, Rhabditida, Dracunculidae.